AUGCGAUUCUCCAUUGUUGCCGUCUGUAGCGUCGUUGCAGCCUUUGCUGGCACUGCGACCGCCGGUCUGAUCGGCGAUAUAAAACUCGAUAACAUCAAACUUGUGAGCGACGGGGCCAUACAAAUCGGCCAAGACGGCAUUUUGAGGUCCAACACAGGGGAUGGAAGCGUUAUUGAUCUUAUCAAGCUCAGCCCGACGCAGCUGACCUCUUUCCUCGAUCUGCUCAAGCUGGGCAAGGGGAAACGGACAGGUGGCACGGUGAUGGCGGCCAGGGAAAGGCGAGUGCCAAGGGAGCUUGCGGCCCGGUGCACAAAGGCAGCAUGCAAGAAUAACGGCGAUUGUCAGGCUGUCAACUGUCGGGCGUGUGUUGAGACGACGUGCUUUUAG
Messenger RNA from Uncinocarpus reesii 1704, 387 nucleotides. RefSeq lists its product as uncharacterized. Bases 1 to 387 code for a protein of 128 amino acids. NCBI's taxonomy places the organism in Eukaryota, Fungi, Ascomycota, Eurotiomycetes, Onygenales, Onygenaceae. The record is from RefSeq and is a predicted model, not a curated record. The transcript is spliced from 2 exons.